CAUUAUAAAAGAAAUGAUUAAAUUACCGAAAAUUAACCGAUGAUCUGAAUGAACAUAGUGGAAAUAAAAAAUAAUAUUGCCACGAAAUAAUAAAUCAUGCGGACCUUUAAAGAAAAUUCAUCGUUUGAGUUCUAACAAAAAAAUAGACGCAAAUGUUCAAUUUACGAAAAUCUAGAACCCAAGCGAAAUUGAUUGUGAUAUUUGCGUUUAUAUUUCUUCUGUACAAUGAAUUCGUUGUUUACAUUCUUACGUCGAUCGACUGGCCUCCCUUUAUGCAGUGCGGUGCUCGGAACAAAAAUUGCCUGAAAGUACUAUUCGUAGCCGAUCCUCAAAUAAUAGGAGAAGUGCACGAAGAUAAAUGGUUCAGUGGCGUAGCUCGCUGGGACAGCGAUAAUUUCAUCAAGAAGAAUUUUGAAUUGGCCGUUGAAAAAUUUAAACCUGAAGCAGUAGUAUUUUUAGGCGAUGUAAUGGAUGAAGGAAGCAUAGCUGGGGAAGAGGAAUUUUCAAGAUAUUUAUCUCGUUUAAAAUCGAUUUUUCUAGAGAAUGAUAAAUUACAAUAUAUUUGGAUUCCUGGAGAUAAUGAUAUAGGUGGUGAAGGAUUUGAAAAAGUUUCUGCAAGUAAAUUGCUACAAUUUCAUGAUACCUUUGGUCAUGAAAAUCCUGUUCCUUUAAAUGGGAUUAAUUUUAUUAAAGUAAAUCGUUUGAUUCAUGAAAAGCCGCAAGGAAAAUGGACUGAGAAACUUAGUAAUCGCACCAAUGUAGUGAUAAGUCAUAUGCCCCUUUUGCUUGCUCCUGGUAUAUAUUCAAAAACAAUCAUCAACCAACUGAACCCAUCAGUCAUAUUUUCGGCACAUGAACAUAAAUCAUUUUCUAUAAAAAUGAACAAGUUUUUAAGUGGCCAAAAAACUGUAACUCAUAUCACAAAAGCAGAUAAAAAAGUUAAGAGGUAUCGAAUUGGGGGAGAUGUUAUACAUGAAUUUAUUGUACCUACUUGUUCAUACAGAAUGGGUGUUGAGGAAUCCGGAUUUGGAGCUGCAGUGAUAAAUGGAUAUGGGUCCUACCUAGAUUAUACAGUGCUAUGGUUGCCAUCUAGACUUCAGACUCUAAGGAACUAUUUGUACUUCACAUGCAUAUUAAUUAUUAGCAUUUUACUAAAUGCAUCUUGCCUCUGUUUCAGAAGAUUGAGAAGAUUCAAACUGAAAAGUAGGAGUUUGUCUAAUUAAUAUUUAAUUAAAUAAAUCCUUAUAACAGUAUUAAUAUCACUAUUUUGUAUAUUUGUAAUAAUUAACUUUGUAUUGAAUUAAAAAAUAAUAUAA
Molecule: messenger RNA, 1316 nt
Organism: Ctenocephalides felis (cat flea)
Lineage: Eukaryota; Metazoa; Arthropoda; Insecta; Siphonaptera; Pulicidae
Gene: Mppe
Product: metallophosphoesterase 1
Exons: 6
Coding region: 153-1223 (356 amino acids)
Biological process (GO): GPI anchor biosynthetic process
Cellular component (GO): endoplasmic reticulum
Molecular function (GO): hydrolase activity
Source: RefSeq, a predicted model, not a curated record